GGUUUCAAAAUCGACGAUCGAAAGAACGGCGAAUGAAGCAGCUGAGUGCGUUAGGGGCCAGACGACAUCAUUUCUUUAGGAAUCCAAGGCGCAUGCGCCCUUUACGUGGUCCAUUUGAUGUAGAGAAUAAUCCAGAUAUGAUGGGAAGUCCUCCAUUUGGAUACGAUGCAGAUGGUAAUCCUGAUUACUAUGGACCAGCUGGUUACUUUGAUUACUUCCAUCCUGGUCAUCCAAAUGGUCCACCUUCAUCAGAAGCACCAGUUCAACCAACCGAUAUGAAUCCUUAUAUGCAGCACCCACCAGUAUCACAAGGCAAUCAUCCUAUGGAUCAUCAUAUCCCAGUAUCUCAAACAAGUCUUGGUGGAGGAAUACCUUCUGAUGGGGGUGAAUAUCUCUCUGGUAAAGAUAUUAAUACCAGUCCAGAGCCUAUGCAGCAUUUACCGCCCGUCUCAGCCAAUGGAGACAUGUUCCACCCUCACCCACAUCAUCCUCAUCCUAUGGGAGAAAGAUUUGGUCCACCGAGAGGGGGCGCUCAUCCACCUCAUGUGAACGGUUUCCGUGGUGUACCUCCUCCUCAUCAAGAGCUUGUGGAAGGAGUGUGGUGACAAACUUUAUUAAAAGACACUUGUCUGAGAACUAUAUCAGAAUUUUAUUUCAUCAUGGAUAAAGAAAAUUGAUUUAUGAGAAUAUAUAUCGUUAUUGACAUUGUUGAGUGACAUAGGCUCUUGUAAAGAACUGCUGAAAAUGUUUUUUUAUCAUGUCAAAAUUUAUGUAACUUUCACAAGUAUUGAAUGUUUUUCACUUCUGCGACUGUGUUACGUGUGGACAUUGAGGCUGAGUAUAUUCUUCUAAUGGAUUUCGGCUGACAUCAAUACAGCAGUAUUAUUGUUAUUAGUAAUGUAGUCAUCACGUGACUUGGACAAAUGAACUUCUUUAAAUGAGCAGAAAAUAUGAUAUUUGCCAAAAUAUAUAGACAUACCACUUUCAAGACUGCUCAGUUUAAUAAUUCAUAAAACGCUUUAUUUAUUUUUUUGGUUUUGAGGUAAUUAUCUCGUCAUGGCGUCUAGUAACUCGUAUGUGAUGUUGAUUUCUUUUGUAUUAAUCGUGAUGAUCCUUCAUAUUUUUGCAAAAGUAAUUUUUAACAUACCGACAUUAAAAAGCAUUCAUUGAUGUAUUCUUGCCCAUUUAUACCCAUCUUAAUUUACUCAAUGAUUGUUUGAUAAUAAUGUUAGCCUAAUAUUGUAUAUUCCACGCCAUGCUUCUCAGCAUCAAAAUUGAAUGCAAAUGUGAAAAGACUUGUAUUGCUGUCUAGAAUUCCAAUUGGAAAGUUUGAUGCACCGUUAAGUGAGUGAGUUAAUGAUUUAUCGUUAUAAUGAAAAUGUGCAAUUUGUAUAGAACAUAAUCAUGCUUGUAUUGACUUCACAAUAUAAUUUAAAUUCUUAAAAUUUUAACUUGGUUGAGGAACGCGGCCAUUGUCAUCUAAUUUUCUUUAUUCUCUAUAUUUGGAUUCUCACUAAAUAAGCGGGAUUCAAGUCUCAAGCAAGAUUUUUGGCUCCAUUAUUACAGUGACUAUCGGGAUUUAAAUCUCGGUUCUUUCCCUCAAUCUCUUACAUUCUUAUGCUCAUACUAGUAUAUUCAUUAUAGGACAAAAAUAUCAUCCAUGCGUCGUUAUCCAUCAGCCACGAAAUCUCGAUCUUUUGAAAUUCUCUCAUGACCUCCUCAAUCUCCCUUUCUUUAUCCUCUCCUCUCUCUCUCUCUCUGUCUUUCUCUCUAUGUUUCUCUAUUUAUGUCUCUCUCUCUCUGUUCCUUUUCCUUUAUCAAUCUUUCUCUCGUCGUUCCUUUCUUUUCCUUUUCCUCUCAUUUCUUUGCGUACCAUCCUUCCUUCUUUCAUUGUGAAAUAGCUUUUAUGAUGAUCUACAUUAUUUUAGACAGUGGCAGAUCCAGGGGGGGGGGUGUUAAGGAUUUAAAUCCCCACCUGGUGCUUCCUGAAAAAAAUGAUAAACAAGGAGGGGUGUGUGAGAUCAAACUCCAACACCCUUUCUCUGUUUACGAGAGUCACGUAAGCAGAACAGUGGUGGAUCUACAGGGGGGUACUCAUCGUUAUUGGGUCAAACCAAUUUGUCAAACCCAUUCUUAGCAAAGAGCUAUAUCCACCACUGUCAGAUGUUCAUGUAGUAUCAAAUGAAUGAUGGUUUCAAUAGCAUUAUAUUCCGUAUCUCAUAAAAUCUGGAGCUGACCAAUAGUUAACUGAGAUAUUUGCGACUAUGUUUUUAUUUACUUGUUCCUUUUCCUUGACAACAUUAUCCGUGGACCUUCUUGUUAUGCAUUAUUGACAUUGACAAAUUUAAUAUUAAUAUUCACCCUUUUUUCUGUUGAAACAUGAGGUUUGAUACAGGGUAAUUGUAUUCAAUGAAGUGAUGAAGUAAUGGAGUUUGAAAUUCGAUUAAUUUAUUUCCUCUCCGUUAGUUUAACUUUCUAUAUAUCCUUUACCGGGAAUGCAAUUAAUUUAUGAACACCAUACACUAACAUAAAAACUCCAUACUCGUGACUAUCUCGUGGUUAAGUAAUCCCAUUCAAUUGGGGAUAUUUGAUGCCAAAUAAAGUUAAAACUUUUAUGAAUUUUACCAUAUUUAGAGAUGAUUUCUUUUUGUAAAAAUGCAAAUGUUCCAGGAUAAACACGAUAAGCAAAUAGUUUUGAAAAUUCAAGUAAGUUUGUAUAGCACAGUAUGCUUAGGAAUCUUUGGAGUAACAUUGAACUCUCCCAAUGACUUGUUAUGUAAUCAGAAGAGUCUAGCAAUCAGGUUUGGAUUCAUGUUUGUUAUGGAACAAGCCUUAUAAAUGCUGUAUAAUAUUCUUGAAGUUUAAAUGAGGAAUUGUAAUGAUUUACCAAAACAUGCCAAAUGAAUGGUCAUGUUUGAAUUUUAAAUUGAUCGGUGAAUCUUUGCAGAGUCUGCAAGUGAGAGAGAGAGAAAAAAGAUAAAGAUAAAUGUAUUCAUUCAUUUUCUUCACUUUAAAGCGAGCUUUCGAACAAUUUUCUUUUGUAUUCAGAAUUAUCACCACUUUAGUAGAGUAUUCAUAUUUGUGAAGUAUACCUUCGAUUUUUUAUAAAAAUUGAUUUUAACGAUUGGCGUGAGCUUUCGAACAAAUAACAUGUAAGACAAGCAGAUAUAUAGUAUUCAUUGCUGAAGAAUGUUGUAAAAUCUUAUCUCUGGUCAUGUUCCUGCGGUUUGAGGCAAUAUGACAACGUACUUUCAUACAUACUGUGGAUAACUGAUUAAAUACAGCCGGUGUUCAUUUCAAUGUUUAUUAUAUAAGGCGACGGAAUAUUAUAUGGGUUUCAGUUUUGAAGGUAUUUUAAUGGUGAAUCUGAGUGAAAUAAUUUAUCAUCUCCUAAUUACUUUACUCCUUAUGCUCAAGGAUGAAUUUUAAGGAUCAGUUAGUGGUAACAUGUGGAAGAGAGGGGGAGGGGGUAGAUCCACCUGCAAUCAAAGGAAGAGAGAGAGGGGUAAUUGGUUGUUCAGCUCAAAGAGUAUCUUAAUUAAUUGUAUAUUCUGAAAAAAAGGGUGCUGUUAAAAACGGGAUCACUAUAUUCUUAUGUUUUAUCCAUAAUUAUUUUGAUUAACGGAUUGUCCCACGUAAAGCAUAAAUAUUGUUCCGAUUAGGUACUCUUAAUUAAACCAUAAUUAAACUUAUGUUCUUGAUAUUCUUUUAAUCUAUGACCAUGUUCCUAUCUUUCAUAUCGUAAUCAACUCUCUUUCAAUGCAGUCGAAUUUAAUGCAAUGUAAAUAACAGAUGGAAGAUUGUUCUCAUUGUGCACUUGUGUGAUUUUCUUUAAUUACGCAAGAGCACUUUGACUGCGUCAUAUUUUUAGGUAAAAUGAUGUGGUAAUGAGUACAAUAAAUGUAUUUGGACGAAGAUAAAGAAUAAUAUAUUUAUGUUUUAUUUCUUAAAAUGUUUCAAUAUAUUUUCAUGUUGUUUUUUUCUCUGCCAUUCUUUUCUUUAUUUUAUUCUCUCUAUCACUUUCUCUCAGUAUUGUCAUGUUUUUGUGAGACAGAUAUGUAUGUACUAUUUGACUUUGUAUAAUUAUUUAAUUUAAAUGAUUAAAGUUACCUGACUUCUUCAUUUAAAA
This is a messenger RNA of Lytechinus pictus (painted urchin), 4129 nucleotides long. Its product is annotated as LIM/homeobox protein Lhx5-like. The transcript is spliced from 2 exons. The record is from RefSeq and is a predicted model, not a curated record. NCBI's taxonomy places the organism in Eukaryota, Metazoa, Echinodermata, Echinoidea, Temnopleuroida, Toxopneustidae. The coding region runs from base 33 to 605 and encodes 190 amino acids.